Messenger RNA from Topomyia yanbarensis, 1234 nucleotides. It is a transcript of the gene Rrp42, whose product is annotated as exosome complex component RRP42. The transcript is spliced from 2 exons. The coding region runs from base 321 to 1217 and encodes 298 amino acids. Lineage: Eukaryota; Metazoa; Arthropoda; Insecta; Diptera; Culicidae. Gene Ontology annotation, biological process: U5 snRNA 3'-end processing; U1 snRNA 3'-end processing; nuclear polyadenylation-dependent rRNA catabolic process. The record is from RefSeq and is a predicted model, not a curated record. Gene Ontology annotation, cellular component: nuclear exosome (RNase complex); cytoplasmic exosome (RNase complex).
AUUAUUUUCCACCAGCUAGUGAUGUAGUGUUUGUGUCAUGUGCCGUGUACGUACAUGAGCCGUAGAAAAGCCUAUGGAUUGUCUAAUUGAAAAGUGUCAAAAACAAACUUCUUCUUACUUUUAGUAGCUGGUGCGUUAGCAUGGCUGCCACUCUAGCUGUUUUAAUAAUAUAUUAAAUUUUGAUAGAAAAAGUUAAUUUUUUGUGGAUUUCAUAUCAUUUCAUUUGGCAACCGUGAAAAAAGUGUGAUAGCAAAGUGUAUCAAAAAUCCAACUUUCAAAGCAAUAAACAAUACACAGCACAGACUCUAGUUUAAUGAAACAUGGCUAACGUUUUGUUGAGUGAAGCUGAAAAAACAUACAUUUUACACGGAAUUCAGAAGGACUAUAGAAAUGACGGGCGAGCAAACCGCGACUAUCGGCCAAUGGAACUGGAGACGGACAUUGUUGUACAUGCAAUGGGUUCGGCUCGACUUCGACUUGCCAAUACGGAUAUUUUGGUUGCCGUAAAGGCAGACAUCGAUGCACCUAGUUUCGACCGUCCAAAAGAAGGCAAAAUAGAGUUCUUCGUGGACUGUUCUGCAAAUGCGACGCCAGACUUUGAAGGCCGCGGGGGUGAGGCGUUGGCUACAGAAAUUGCAAACACGUUGUCGAAAGCGUACCUUUCCCAGCAGGUAUUCGAUUUAGGCCCGUUGUGUAUUCUAGCUAAACACCAGUGCUGGAAAUUGUAUGUUGAUAUAUUGAUCUUGGAAUGUGGAGGAAAUUUAUUCGAUGCCGUUUCGCUGGCAGUGAAGGCGGCACUUUUCAAUACAAAAUUGCCAAAAGUUUCAUCUGCUGAACUGGAUGGUGGAUCUAUGGAUAUCAUCCUUUCUGACGAUCCCUAUGACUGUGAAAGGUUGGAUAUUGGUCCUGCUCCGUUAUUAGUGACGGUUUGCAAGAUUGGAGAUCAUUGCGUGGUUGAUCCCUCAGCUGAAGAAGAGGAGUGCAGUGCCAUUAGCGUUGUGAUUGGCGUAUCCUACCGCGACGAUCAAGGAUCUAUCACGUCGAUAAGAACGUCUGGCGAAGGCUCAUUUCACGCAGAUACCUUAAACAAGAGCAUAGAUCUUGGUAUCAGUGCGGGUAUUUUUCUUGAUAAGGCACUGAUGGCUACGCUCAAAACUGACGAAGAAAGAAAUGCUAAACCUUUAGGGGAAAAAGAUAUCUUUGGAUUUAUGAAAUAAAUAGUUUGGAUGUUAAA